Messenger RNA from Nematocida ausubeli, 2727 nucleotides. RefSeq lists its product as uncharacterized. The record is from RefSeq and is a predicted model, not a curated record. Bases 1 to 2727 code for a protein of 908 amino acids. The transcript has a single exon. NCBI's taxonomy places the organism in Eukaryota, Fungi, Microsporidia.
AUGACGAGGUCUAACACAUUGAGGAGAGAAAACCAGCGAUAUUCAACAAAAGUAUAUUCUUUUGUUAUUUGGAUCAAGGCAGCUGUCUUAAUCAGUGUUCUAAUAAUGAGCACGCACAGAGCGUACAUGACAUUGAAUGAAAUAGAGGCCACUCUGCAGUUUGAAAUUAAAAAGGAUUAUUCAGCAGUGAAGAUAAACCCAGAGGGAUCUCUAAACUUCCUUCGCGGAUACAUCUACCAGAAAAUGGAGUGCAUGUACAACAAAAGGUUCUUUGCCCCGCAGAUUAAUACAGACUACCUUUUAAAGAACGAAGUUAUAGAUUGGGGAUAUAUACAAUAUAAAUACACUCGAGAUACACAGAUGGACGAGGCCUACAAAGCACUAUCCUCUAGUGAAAUGGAUGUGUACAAUGAGAAGUACCAUAACAAUCUGAUUGAGCUGUUUCCAUCACCAACGGGUGACAUAACAAUAGAGACGCGAGUAAACCAGUCCUUCAUUCAGUUUCUUCGAGCUAAGACAACAGAGAAGCACUCUUUGCAAAUUCUGGCCAUGCUGCUUCUUUUCUCAGAGGGGGUAGAUAUUCCCAUUGAAUUUACUCAGUCUGCACUAAAGGUAUAUAACCCGAACAGAGAAAAGGGAAUAUACUUUGAAGUGCCCACAGAGAUUGAGUGGCUAUGUGCUAAAACUGGUGAAGUAGAAAAACUCGAACAGAAGAAGGUUAUUAGAAUGAUCAGCUUCUUCAAGGAGAAUGCAACCAAUUCUAAAGUGUUGAGUCUAAUGCUAGACAAGUGCUCACAAGAGGAGGUUGCCACAGGAAAGUUCUUAGACAGUCCAAGGUUCCUGAUACAGUCCUACAUAUUUGGGUUCAUUGACACAACAGAGCGUGCAACAGAGUUUAUCCAGACUGUGCACACUAUGACAGAGAAGUAUGCACCAAAGACAGAAGCUCCAAGUAAAGGUGACUCUGUAUACGACAGGCUUUUUAAACCUGCCAGUACAGAAACAGGCACAGACUGCAUGGCUCUAAUGAAGAGAACUCAUGAGAUCGUUAAUAUGUAUCGGGACUUUCCAUUCCUAGAUAGUACGGAGCUUCCUUCAUACACAUAUGUUCCAUGGCGCGAUCCAAUGACAAAACAGUUUUCUACUGAUCCGUUGGAAGACUACAGCAACGGUGUGGAGCGCAUGAUUCUCUCCCUCUUCUGCUGCCUGGCAUAUGAUCCUGAAGAGAAAAAUUAUCGGACAGACCAUAUGGGGAAUGUCUCUGAAGAGCUUAAAGAAUUCUUUGCCCCAGGAGAGAACAAGUCAUUUGACACAACAAAGGCUGAAUUCCAGAAGAAGUGGAGCAAAGUUGUUGCAUGCUUAGACGAACCUAGAAUUGCAUACUGCAGAAAUAGAAAUAAGCUAGACAUAGGUCUUAUAAACAUGCUUAUGGUUAUUGCUGAAAUAGUAAAUAUUUCUAAAAAAGAAAAAGACAAAAUAUUUGGCUUUGAAGAGAGGCUAAAGGAGAAAAGGGAAAAGGAAGAAGAGGACGAAGAAGAGGACGAUGGACUAUAUAACAGUAUUAGGGAAUACACCAAAGAACUACUUAAACGCCUAUCCAAUAUAGAAAUUGUAGACGUAGAGUUCUUUGCUCUUGAAAGUUACAAGUGUAAUAAUGGAAGAUACGACAUAUCUGGUCAUAUUACUAUUUCAUUUGAGACAAGUGACAUCAAGAAUGAAAUAGUCUUGGAAAUAUCUAAAACCCAUGCUACUAUUGGCAUAAAGCCUGCUGUUAUGAACAUCUGGGAUAAUAGAAUGUCUAAAUUGAAAGGAGUUGCAGAUAGCUGUAAAAAUAGGACAGAAUUCAUUGAAAAUCUAUUUGCUGCGUAUGUUGACUAUGAAGUAAGAAAACUUGAUACUCUUGAGAAUAACAGAGAGUUUAUAAAGGCACAGGUGCGCAAGACUAUUGAGAACAAGUUUACAGACAUAAAUAGGCUGCUGCUAGUGAAGAAAAUCAGUGACUUAGACUAUAAAGCGGAAUUAAUUGAUCGUUCUAUUGUGUACACUCUGAACCAAAAGCUAUCCCCAGAGCAUCCUCUUGUUCGGUUUACCUCCAACAUAAUAGGAAGCACAAAGCUAGAUAACAGGGAUAUUGCAGAGAAAAUACUCCCGGUUACUAUAUGCGCAGGCCUGCUCAAUAAAAAAAGUGAAAAUCCCAGCUACCCGAAUAUAAAUCUGGAAAAAGAUAGAUAUAGAAGAAUUAAGGAUAAUAUAAAAUACUUCGGGAUUUUUGAAUAUGUACUAGAAUGUGAUAUAUCCAUUUUCAUUGUAUGGAUGAAAUACUUCAUAGACAACUGUGAUUUAAAUGAGGAGGGGAUUUAUAAAUCAUUACAUCUUUCAUUUGUUGACAAGUUUUGCAUAUAUAUAUUUAAAGACCAAAACAUGGAGUGGUCUAAUAUAGUUGAUAAGACAAUAACACGAGACUAUCCUGAGAAGAAAGAUGCGAUAUUAAACCAUCUUCACUAUUCAUGGUUUCUGUAUCUCAUCUUAGAGAAUAUCUCAGCUAUAGAGUUGAUUAAGGCCAACUUUGACGCUAUUCAGAAUCCAAACUACAUCCCGGCUACUUUCAAAUAUGAUGAUGAAAAGAAAAUUGCCCAAAUCCUUACAGGGCUAAAGGGCCAGCUAUGCACUAGUGAAGGCUCUACUGCCAAGUUUUAUCAGCUUAUGCGCCAAUAUAACCCGAUAUAA